GUGAGGAACUGAAAACGCUCUUCGUGCGGCCCGAUAAUAAAACACUGCAUCAAGUUGUAUAACAAACAGACAAACGUUUCCGCGUCUGUAUUUACUCGGUAAUGUCGGAAGCAACAUCUGUGGAAACGGAACGGGCUACUGGCAUAUGCUGUCGUCUUGUGAUAAGGUGUAGCUGUCUUCAUGGCCAGCAGCGUGGUUCCCGGGGACAACCUGCCCACGUAUAAGCUGGUGGUGGUGGGAGACGGCGGCGUGGGGAAGAGCGCGCUCACCAUACAGUUCUUCCAGAAGAUCUUCGUCCCGGACUAUGACCCCACCAUCGAGGACUCGUACCUCAAACACACCGAGAUCGACGGCCAGUGGGCCAUUCUGGACGUUCUGGACACGGCGGGGCAGGAGGAGUUCAGUGCGAUGAGAGAGCAGUACAUGAGGACAGGAGACGGCUUUCUCAUCGUUUUUUCAGUCACUGAUAAAGCCAGCUUUGAACACGUGGAUCGUUUCCACCAGCUGAUUCUGAGAGUCAAAGACCGGGAGUCGUUUCCUAUGGUUCUGGUGGCUAAUAAAGUUGAUCUGGUGCAUUUACGCAAGAUCACCAGUGAGCAGGGACGAGAGAUGGCCUCCAAACACAGCAUCGCGUAUAUUGAAACAAGUGCAAAGGAUCCGCCCAUGAAUGUAGACAAAGCGUUUCACGAGCUCGUCAGAGUGAUACGUCAGCAGAUCCCCGAACAGGGCCUGAAGAAGAACAGGAAAGCCAAAUGGCGGGCGGACAGACCUUCGGGUUCGCAAAGGCUGCACUGUAUCUUACUGUGACCGCACACCCUCUAUCUCAAUGCUGCGUCAAUGCCGCGAUGAUGACUCCGUGACUCGGACUGUUAAAAUACACACACACACUCACACAGCUUUGAUAAUAUCCAGGAAUUAAUGAACACAGCUUGAAUAUUCCAAAAAUAAUGGUGAAAUUCCCAAAAAUUUGGAUUAUUAGCUAUUUUACAUGGGAUUUUCUAAGCAGACGAUACCUGGAUGAAAUUACAGGAUUCUAGCGCUAGCACUCAUGUUAUUUCUCAGAGAAUAAUUCAGAGACACACUUUCUGAGGCCUUGUUUUGUAUUGUGUUUCUAUAUUUAUUGUGCUGAAUUCUAGAUUGUAAGUGAUUGUUAAAACAGCAUAUCGGCUUUGAAAAAACAAGGGAACAGAUGGGAUUCAAUUUGCACAUCUGGCAUAUGCUCAGGAGGCGGGGGAAAUACUGGUUACCAUAGUUAAGCAAUUAUUUUUAUGAAGAAAAUUUAUAAUAGAAAAAAGGCAUUAAGGUCACAUAAGGCACUAAAAUAACGCUAAACAUGUAAAACACUUAAUUAAUAGCACAAAGUAUGUAAAAGUUUUUACAUAAAAAAAGUUUUAUGCAUUUUACUUCAACAACUAUUUACCAUAAAAGUGCUUGUUAAAUAUACAGUUUUACUACAUAUGGUAAUGUAACAUACUGUUAACCAAUUAACAUUUAUCAUUCAUGAUCUUUGCAUUUAUGUCUCACAAUUCUGAGUUUAUGUCCUACAAUUUUCCAUCUCAAAAUUUAAAUUUAAACCUUGCAAUUCUCAGUUUACAUCUCGCAACUCUUAGUUUAUAAUUCUCAAUCAUGAGUUUAUGUCUUGCA
Molecule: messenger RNA, 1644 nt
Organism: Carassius carassius (crucian carp)
Lineage: Eukaryota; Metazoa; Chordata; Actinopteri; Cypriniformes; Cyprinidae
Product: ras-related protein M-Ras-like
Exons: 6
Coding region: 181-807 (208 amino acids)
Biological process (GO): signal transduction
Cellular component (GO): plasma membrane
Molecular function (GO): GTP binding; GDP binding; GTPase activity
Source: RefSeq, a predicted model, not a curated record